This is a messenger RNA of Sclerotinia trifoliorum, 1571 nucleotides long. Lineage: Eukaryota; Fungi; Ascomycota; Leotiomycetes; Helotiales; Sclerotiniaceae. The record is from the annotation of a GenBank genome assembly.
AGGAGAAAGCAGCUCCGCUUCCACUCCACCUUUUAGUAUCCACUAGUUAGUGUACAGGACAGGAUCUAUUCCAGGAACAUUCAAUCAAUCCCCCACUCGCGGAUAUCGUCAUUUCCCCAGGUCAGGACCGUACGAGAAACAUCGGAUAAUAACUUAAAUACUUCUUCCAUCCGAGGUUAAAGUCAAACGAAGGAAGCUAGGAAUGCGACAGAAGAAAUAGACUUGCGAUAUUUUGAAUUAUACAACGUAUCUUCUUGUAAAAUAGCUACCUGCUUUCUGGGGUACAUCACCUGCUGGUUUUAACUUAGAACAGAAUGACUGGAAAAGAUAACAAUAACUCUCGAGGUCCACCCCCAACAGGUCUACCUGCUGUGGAAAAGCUUCCUGCUGGACUCCAAAAGCUUGUGGACAAAGCAGACAAGGACGAGAGCUUCUAUGAUGAGCUCUACGACGGAUAGUAUGUGUUUAUGCGACCUGUUUUCUGGGCUCUCCCCUCCCAUUUGCCUUUUACACGAGCUCUUCAGCCACAAUGCUUCAUUUCAAUAUACUAAUUCUGUUGGCACAGUGCCCCGCAAACCACCGACAGCAAUAUUCGAUACGCGGCAUAUGCUUCCCGAAUCCGAACAGGUCAGUUAUUUUCCACGGCAGCUAGGAUUAGGUCUUUCGCUCAUACUUCUGGAAAGCCCUAUUAUCCGCGCAACGAUAUGUAGCUUAUACAUCAGAUAUCGGGGAGUCUUUCCGACCGGUAGCUCAUCCGAAUUGGGUUCGAGCAGCUUAUGGUGUUUCAUGGGCCUACCUUAUUGGUGAUGUCACACAUGAGGGAUACAAGGCGUACUGCAGGAAUCAGGAGGUUUUGCACCCGGAGCUUCCGCGUGAAGCAAUGCACGAUCGAUACAAUGAUGCAAAGACGGAUCUUAAGAUAGUCGCCAAUGAUGCGGCGGUGUCACUGAAGCCUCGUCAAGUAGCACCAUUGGAAGAUUAUCGGACAGUGAUGGCACAACGAGCCCUAUUUCAAGGAAUCGCUUCUAUGGGUAGGUGCAUUCUUUGCCACAUUUUGUGCCGAUACAUGAUACGAAGAAAGCUCUAUAAAUGAACCGUCACUAAUGCGACCAGGUCUACCCGCCUUUACCAUUCAUUCAAUCGUGCGGUAUUCCGGUAAAUAUAUGAGAAAUGUCAAAAACGUAAAGAUCAGAACAUGGGGUCCAAUAGGUUUGGGACUAGCAGCUGUACCCGCCUUACCAUUCUUGUUUGACAAGCCUGUCGAGGAAGCAGUCGAAUUUGUGUUCCAUAAAGGCUUUGAGACUUUCGGUGGUAAGUCUGCCGUCGGUAAUGCACCCGUUACUGGUCGGGAACACUUGUUGGAGCGACCCGAGAAAAAGGUGAAGAAGGAAAAGGAAUUAUAAGGAAUAGCUUUCGAUUUGGCGUCUAGGAGAACACUCGGCUCUGCGCAUCGGUAUUGGUCAGGAAAAUAUCACCUCCAAUUUCAAUAUGCAAUGAUUUAUUUUCUUUUUGGAAGUUGCUCAAACAAAUCACACCCAAGGUUGGUCACACGGUUAUAUUUUUGUUUUCGA